Neurospora tetrasperma FGSC 2508 is the source of this 1245-nucleotide messenger RNA. RefSeq lists its product as uncharacterized. The transcript is spliced from 5 exons. Gene Ontology annotation, biological process: regulation of transcription by RNA polymerase II. The record is from RefSeq and is a predicted model, not a curated record. NCBI's taxonomy places the organism in Eukaryota, Fungi, Ascomycota, Sordariomycetes, Sordariales, Sordariaceae. The coding region runs from base 1 to 1245 and encodes 414 amino acids. Gene Ontology annotation, cellular component: nucleus.
AUGCCGUCGAUGAGCAUGCCUCAGCAGGCCUCCACGCCAAGAGGGCCCUCGAGCUCUGGCUGCCCCUUGUUGUCGAGUGUUGAUUUGGCAAAUAAUCGUUUCUUUGGUCAGCUGGGGGGAAGCGGGAGUGAAGAAGAUGGGACAUCGUGGUGGGAGUUGGGUCAGGGGACUUGCCAGGUUGGCGACGACACUAAUAACUACGACAGCAACAACUACGACAGCAACGAAUACGGCAACAGUCUUGAGCGUCUCGGUUUUGAUUGGGUACCACCAUACUUACCCUGUGAAGGCUCAGGGUUGAACCUUGACGAACAUUUUCCAGACCUUUCGGCGAACACUCAAAACAUAUGCGAUGCAAUUUACAACGCAAGCCAGGACCCCAAUGGCCUUGUAUCGCAGCAUCUCGACUUUUGUCCACCACUCCAGCAGAUACGCACACUAACUGGAAAUGACGCCGACGUUUCCGCGUGGGAUUCGGGUCCUGUCCCAAGACCGAUAAUCCAAGGUCUUCCACUGAUGCAGCUGGACUGGCCUUCAUCACCGCUUGUGGACAUGCCGAUGCAAUACUGGAAUCUUCAGUACACCUCCAGUUCCACUCUCCCCACGAAUGGGGAUCAACUGGCUGCGAACCUUCAGCUUGGGCAAAACAUCUCUUCCUGUAUGAGCCCCUAUGGAUGGCAAACCACCAGCAGCACAAUCACGGCACACACUCCGGACAUGGCAUGGCAAACAAGUACCGGAAGCAACUCGUCGACAAGCCCCAUUAGCUGGAACAGUGAUCAGUUCGUGUGCGAUUAUCCCAGCUGCAAGGUUACAAAACCCAGUCAGAAAGAGCUCAAGCGCCACCAAAAGUCACACAAGAAACCCCACGUGUGCGAUGAGCCCGGAUGUCAGUUUGCAUUCGCUGCUCCAGCACAGCUAGAACGGCACCGCAAAACACACCGUCGUGGAAACCUGGACGCGAGUGAAAAGUAUCAAUGUCCAACCUGUUCGAGGACUUACACUCGUAAUAUGUCUAGGGGGUUUGUUGGAAGUUGCUGGACGCGCGUUGAACUGGGACACAUCCAGGAUCGGGCUGGAUUGUCCAUUUUCCACGCUCUCGCAGAAGCGGAGGAGUCUCAAUGGUUGUGGCAGCAAUAUCAGAUAACAACUGACGUUGAAAAACCGGCGCUAGGCAUGGCAUGCUGGGGUGACCGUUGCGUUCGCCGACCCGCCAAGGGCUUUUAUCCCUUCCCGGCUCUGUAG